AUGUUAACAUUAACAAAUAUUAGUUUAAAAAUUAUAUUUGAAUCAUUAAAUGAUUCACCUUUGGACCAAAUUUGUUUUGCUUUUUCUUGUAAAAAAAUUUAUAAUGAAAAAAGUAAUUAUCUUUUACCGACUGAUCAUAGUUUGGUAAACUCUUCAAACAAAUCAAGACCAGUUUCAGUUGCCAAUUGGAGUACACUGGUUGGGAAUUCAGAUCAUCUCGAUCUUACUUUGGAAUUGAUUGAGAGAUCGGAUUUCGCUAUCAAAGAUUGUGUAUCCAGUUUAAAGUUUGUAUGGGCAUUUGCAAAACCACUACCAUCAACAUUUGUCAUUCCCAAUCAUAUUACUAAAUUAGAUUUGGCAGGUCUAAUCAACCAAGAUAUAAAGAUUGGAUUCCUACCUUCAAAUCUCCAAUACCUAGAUCUGAGUGGAAUUCGUUUCAAAUCCUCAAUAGAACCAGGUUUAAUUCCAGAGAGUGUUACGAAAUUGAUAUUACCAUAUCAAUAUAAUAUACCUUUGAAACCAGGUGUCAUCGGAGCGAAUGUUCGUCACUUGGAAUUUGGAUUCUUUUAUAAUCAUCCAUUAAAAGAAUCUAUUAUUCCAGAUGGUGUAGAGGAAAUUGAAUUUGGUAAUGAUUUCAAUCAACCACUUGAAUAUCUACCCUGGAGUCUUAAAAGAUUAAAGUUAGGUGGUUCUUUUAAUCAAUCAAUUGCUCAAGAGAAAUCUUUACCAGAAGGCUUGGAGCAAUUAAUCUUUGGAUAUCAUUUCAAUCAACCAAUUCCCAUCGGAUGCUUACCACCCAACUUACGGAUUUUAACUUUUGGUUGUAAUUUUAAUCAACCAAUCGUACCUGCCGGUUCAAUUCCUAGACAAAUAGAAAGAUUAGAAUUUGGUUAUAAUUUCAAUCAUCCAAUACCAAGAGAUUCCAUUCCAUCCACAAGAUUAUAUUUCAAUUCAAUACCAGCCAACGUAGAGUAUCUAUCUUUGGGAUCUUCGUUUAAACAAAGGUUACUUCUCUAUCCAAUCAUUAUUGGUAAUCAUAGAUCGCUAUUAUUAAAUGAAAAUCAAUUACUUGCUAACUGCUCUACAUCAUUUACAACACCUACAAAUAUAUCAUCACAACAACCACUACUCCCUAUACAACUUAAAGAAUUGGCAUUCGGAGUAUCACUUUUACAACAAAACAAAUUCAUCAAUUUACAACAAUCGAUUACUACAUUUACUCUACUUUUAUCACAACCUCUCAAAGCGAGACGUUUCAAUCAAAGAUCGAUUCUAUUAAUGAUCAACUUUUGA
Molecule: messenger RNA, 1293 nt
Organism: Heterostelium album PN500
Lineage: Eukaryota; Evosea; Eumycetozoa; Acytosteliales; Acytosteliaceae
Product: FNIP repeat-containing protein
Exons: 3
Coding region: 1-1293 (430 amino acids)
Source: RefSeq, a predicted model, not a curated record